Molecule: messenger RNA, 2235 nt
Organism: Penicillium paradoxum
Lineage: Eukaryota; Fungi; Ascomycota; Eurotiomycetes; Eurotiales; Aspergillaceae
Product: RING finger and CHY zinc finger domain-containing protein
Exons: 3
Coding region: 1-2235 (744 amino acids)
Biological process (GO): protein ubiquitination; ubiquitin-dependent protein catabolic process
Cellular component (GO): nucleus
Molecular function (GO): ubiquitin protein ligase activity; zinc ion binding
Source: RefSeq, a predicted model, not a curated record
AUGAGUGGUUUCAUUUCGUCACUGCUGAUCCAACUUGGAAUGCGACCCGCCCAUCUGCCACCCCCACCGACUAGCCAGCCACAUGACGCCCAAACUGAAUCUCAGUUGAACGAACCGACAAAGGCAUUGAAAAGUGGUAACAAAGACAAGGCCAAUUUUGUUUCUCAACCGGGCCAAGAUCACGGACAGAAAUCUAAUUGCGGAGAUGCGGGUGCGGGGUCCCUGCAUAGCUCUCUCUUCUUCACUACCCUACCUAAAGAGAUGGAUGGACAGAACCUGCAACUGGAGGGCACUCGAUCAGUGACCCAUAACACACCCGAACCCAUACAAAACAUAGCUACAACGACAGGCGGAUUAUUCGGUCCUUUGCCUGAAACCGAUCCCACUGCACCUUUGAACAACUCGACGAGUUCGAGGAAUCCACAAGCUUCGUACUCCACUGAGGCAGCCGACUCACAUAAUGGACCACAGACUGCAGCUUCUGUGGUAGCUGUUGAUGAAACGCCACGAGCCUUGAAUAAUGUUUUGGACAUUGAUGUACCGGCGCAGUCUCCGCUUCCGGCAGAUGAUGGGAUGGGAGUGCUCAGAAGCAAAAUCAUUGCGAUAAGGGAGUUGCGUCUCACUAAUGUUGAAAAAGCGCGAAUGGUCCAUGAUUUGAUGACAGAAGGUUACAACAUAUCCCGUGAGCUUCCAAAUACCCCUGGAGCGAUGGUGAUCUCUACCCCUUCCAGCCCACGGAGUUCGGGGUCUCCAACGAGCCCAAGGACUCCUCGAGCCUCGGGGAUCAAUAUUUCUGGACCAGGUUCUCCUAAACCGGAACUGACUCCGCUAUAUGAGAAAACAUUCAAUCUCACCCUUGAAGAUCUGCAGCCCACUUUUGUUCCAAAGGUAGAAACAGAAUUGCCAGACACUGAAACCUGCGAUGAAGAAUUGGACACGGAGGAACAAGAAGAGGCCACUUUGGGCUGUGUGCAUUAUCAUCGCAAUGUGAAACUCGAGUGCCACGCUUGCAAAAAAUGGUACACCUGCCGCUUCUGCCAUGAUGAGGCUGAAGACCAUUCUCUCAUUCGCCGAGACACUGAGCAUAUGCUUUGUAUGUUGUGUGGACAUGGCCAACCCGCAGCGCAGAACUGUAGACAGUGUGGCGAGCAAACAGCACAGUAUUAUUGUGAUAUCUGCAAGCUUUGGGAUAAUGAUAGCAAGAAGAGCAUCUACCAUUGCAACGACUGUGGUAUCUGUCGAAUUGGACAGGGGCUGGGGAAAGAUUUCUUCCAUUGUCAGACGUGCUCUGUCUGUCUUCCUAUGUGCAUCGAGACUACCCAUCGUUGCAUUGAACGGUCUACCCAAUGUGACUGUCCCAUUUGCGGAGACUACAUGUUCACUUCUCCAGAAACCGUUGUCGUCAUGCGAUGUGGCCACAGCAUACACCACAAGUGUCUAUCAGAGUACUCCAAAAGCUCUUUUCGUUGUCCCAUUUGUAGCAAGACCAUUACUAAUAUGGAGUCGACGUUUCGAAAUCUUGAUCGUACAAUUGAAAGUCAGCCUAUGCCGGAGGAGUUUAAGGACACUAAAGGCCUGGUUUACUGCAACGAUUGCGGUUCAAAGUCGGUGGUUAAAUAUCAUUGGCUAGGCUUGAGAUGUGAUUUGUGCGAAUCGUACAAUACGGCCCAACUUCGCAUUUUGCAUGGAAGCAUGUUGCCCCAAGCUAACGAAGAUUCCGAAGAAGAUCUCCUUCCUCGGCCUCGAUCAUCUUCUCUGAUUGGCAACGAUGACUCCAUGCCGUCCUCACUGGCAACACUGAGCAUAAAUAACACCUCAGUGCCCCGCUCACGGUUGAGUGUCCCAGUCUCUUCUGGGACCGAAAGACGGUUUUCGUCUUAUAACAUUACUCGAGGCCGUGCUGUCUCGCCCGUAGUCAGCAACUACUUCGGAUUGCCAACUGAUCGUGAAACUGAGAAAUCUUCACCGAUACCCUUCUUCGGAGGCUCAUCUCGGGGAGAAAAUGAGGACUACGGUGCUCUGAAUUUUCUGAGCAAGAAGCUCGCAUACCGAUAUGGACUAUUUGGCAGUGAGACUAAAUCCAAUGAAAAAUUAUCGGAAUCUGGCAAUGAAGAAGACGAUGGGGAGUCUUCUGACUCGGCUGAAUCAGAUCAUGGCAAUGAGGGGGAAGAUGAGGAUGAAGACGAAGAGGAAGAUCGAAAUCAAAAUCACAUUGAAAUUUUCGGCCAUCAAUGA